Staurois parvus is the source of this 330-nucleotide messenger RNA. Lineage: Eukaryota; Metazoa; Chordata; Amphibia; Anura; Ranidae. The record is from the annotation of a GenBank genome assembly.
CGGGAAGACAGCGCGCCGCUGGAUAGAGGAACAGGAGAACACGUUCUUUCCUUUGCUGCCUGCGUGGGGAACGCAGAGCUGGUCCGAGUCUUACUGCAACACGGAGCCGAUGCAGAGGCCAAAGAUUCCCAUGGAAACACCGUCCUCCACAUUCUGGCCUUACAACCCAACAAAAUGUCUGCCUGUCAGAUCUAUGACCUCAUCUUGGGCCAUCACAAGGAGCAGUUUGGGCCCGGUUUAGAAGAGAUUACCAACAAUGAUGGGCUGACCCCGCUGAAGAUGGCGGCAGUAGAAGGUAACACCGUGAUGUUCCAGCACAUUGUACAGAAG